Messenger RNA from Oncorhynchus mykiss (rainbow trout), 747 nucleotides. The record is from RefSeq and is a predicted model, not a curated record. NCBI's taxonomy places the organism in Eukaryota, Metazoa, Chordata, Actinopteri, Salmoniformes, Salmonidae.
AUGUUACUGAAGCGUUGCUGUGUGAUUCUACUCAUCAUACAGAGGGAUACAGAAAGUACACGGGUCAUUGGUGAAUGCAGGACUGUGGUACAGGGGGAGGAUGUGGACUUAUCCUGCAGACUGAUAGAGACAACUGAGGACCUCGAACAGAUAACAUGGCAGAAAAGUACUUGGGAAGAAACACAGAACCAUAAUUUUAUGCUGAUUUAUCCCAAUGGGGCUACUAAAUUUAUUGCACCGAAUGGAUUGAGUGGUAGAGUCCAGUUUAUUGGGAACCCAUCAGAAAACCUUGGAUCUAUUAGAAUAACAGCUGUCAGACUGCUUGAUGAAGGCACCUUCACAUGUAUCUUCAGUGUUUUCCCCAGUGGAGCAUACACUACAGAGAUACUUCUGACUGUGCUUGUUCCUCCAGUAGUGAGUGUGACAGUUGAUGUUCCUCCUGUCACUGGGGAAAAUGAGGUUGUCUUGGCAACCUGUGUGGCUGCUGGUGCCAAGCCACAGGCAGAAGUGACAUGGAAGACGGGUGCAUUUGGCAGUUUGUUGAGGACAGUGACUAACUUCACACAGCACACCAAUGGAACCACCACAGUACUCAGCCACCUGCUAGGGUUGCCAACCAGAGCAGCCAAUCAGCAGCAGGUCCAGUGUGUGGUCAACCAGUCUGCCCUGGCAACAGAAAGGAGCUACAACUACACCAUAGAUAUCCACUGUAAGUAUAUACUCCACUACUACUGCCCUACCCUAUAG